This is a messenger RNA of Colius striatus (speckled mousebird), 712 nucleotides long. It is a transcript of the gene BTF3L4, whose product is annotated as basic transcription factor 3 like 4. The transcript is spliced from 6 exons. NCBI's taxonomy places the organism in Eukaryota, Metazoa, Chordata, Aves, Coliiformes, Coliidae. The coding region runs from base 109 to 585 and encodes 158 amino acids. The record is from RefSeq and is a predicted model, not a curated record.
GGCGCGAAGCUUCCUUUCUCUGUGCGCCUCUCUUUCCUUCCUUGGCCGCCAUCUUGAUCUCACCGCGUGUUGGGCUGCGGAGGAGCCGCCAGACUCAGACACAGCACUAUGAACCAAGAAAAGCUGGCCAAGCUUCAGGCGCAGGUCCGAAUAGGAGGAAAGGGGACAGCUCGCAGAAAGAAGAAGGUGGUGCACAGAACAGCUACAGCUGAUGACAAAAAACUUCAGAGUUCCCUCAAAAAACUGGCAGUAAAUAACAUUGCUGGCAUUGAAGAGGUGAACAUGAUAAAAGAUGAUGGAACAGUUAUCCACUUCAACAACCCCAAGGUUCAAGCUUCCCUCUCUGCUAACACUUUUGCAAUUACUGGUCAUGCAGAGGCUAAACCGAUCACAGAAAUGCUUCCAGGCAUCUUAAGCCAGCUUGGUGCUGACAGCUUAACAAGUCUCAGAAAGUUAGCCGAACAAUUCCCAAGACAAGUGUUGGAUAGUAAAGCACCAAAAUCUGAAGAUAUUGAUGAAGAAGACGAUGAUGUCCCAGAUCUCGUAGAAAACUUUGACGAAGCAUCAAAGAACGAAGCUAACUAAAACAUUAAUAGUUCUGGAAGCUGGCAUGGACUAGAUUUAAGAAAUCAGCUAUGUGGUUCCAAAGUUUUAAAGAAACAGAGAACAUCAUCUGUUAAUAGUUCAGUAAUAUAAAUAUUUUGUAUUUUUA